AUGGAUUUUAAUACAGAUGAAUUUUUUUACGGGAUUAACAAGUCUUUGUAUUAUAAAACGGAGGAAUAAAAGAAUGAAAUCAAGAAAAUGGACCCAGAAUAUCUCACUCGAACAAGGGGAACUGAUUUUGUAUUAUUACCUAAUUCGCCCGAAUUCAUAAAUCAUAAUGAACCAUACGAACCUAUGUAUAUCCCAAAAUAAACUAUUCUGGAAGAGAGUUUAAGAAGAGAAAUUGAAAGAAUCUGUUUUGCAGACACAUUGCUGAAUAAAGUAGUAUUUGACUGCGCUGAUCCUAGUCCUUUUACGAAGGACGUUGAUCCAGCAACAUAUGGUUUGGAAGUCUUACCAUAUUAUAUGCCGUAAUCUAAAGAGGAUUCUACAUUGGUUUUUGAAAGUAGAUUUGAAAGUGGGAAUCUCCGAAGAGCCAUAUAAAUUUGCGACUAUGAGUAUAACCUCAUCCUUAAGCCUGACUAUUACACUACAAUGAACACAUAAUGGUUCUAUUUUUCUCUCUCAAAUACAAGAAAGGAUGUGGAGUAUAGAUUCAAUAUUAUUAAUAUGAUGAAGCCCGAUUCAUUAUAUAAUUCUGGAAUGAAACCGUUAAUGUAUUCAGAACAGGGUGCAAAAUAAAAAAAGAUAGGAUGGUUUAGAGAUGGCCAUGAAAUUUGUUACUAUCAAAACAAUAUGAAGAGAAAGAAUGGAGGAUUCUAUUACACUUUGACAUUUGCAGUUAAAUUUUAAUAUGACUUUGAUUGCAUCUACAUUGCUCAUUGUUAUCCUUACACAUUCACUCAUUUGUGCAGAUAUCUAAAACAGUUGGAAUCUGACCCUGCUAAAAAAAAUAGAGUGAAAAGAAAAUAACUAUGUUAAACUAUUGCUGGGAACAUGUGUGAUUUCUUAAUCAUUGGGGAUUUCAAUAAUGGAAAAGAGAAGAAAGGAAUUGUCAUUACUUCCAGAGUGCAUCCAGGUGAAACUAUGGCCAGUUAUGUUAUGGAAUACAUGAUUGAUUUUUUAACAGGUAACACUCAUGAAGCAAGAAUCUUAAGGGAAAAUUUUAUAUUCAAAAUAGUUCCAAUGCUUAAUAUUGAUGGAGUUGUGAAUGGAAAUUAUAGAUGUAACUUAGCAGGGGUUGAUUUAAAUCGACAAUGGAUUGACCCAAAUAAAAAGUAACACCCUACAAUUUAUCACACCAAAUAAUUAGUUAAAAAGACUAAAGAAGAAAGAGACUUAGUACUCUUUUGUGACAUACAUGGACAUUCAAGAAAGAAGAACAUCUUUAUGUAUGGAUGUUAAGGCAAGGAUCCUAAUAGAAAAGAAUUAGUAUUCCCAAUGCUCAAUCGAAAUAAUUGUAGCGUUUUCUCGUUCAAGGACUGUUGCUUUUUACUUUAAAAGGAUAGGGAAGGUUCUGCCAGAAUUGCCUUGUGGAGAGAGCUUUCUAUUAUAAAUUGCUAUACUUUGGAGAUGUCAUUCUGUGGAGCUGACUUUGGCAAAUAUGAAUAUUUUCAUUUCAACCUAGAUAUUUACAAAGAAAUUGCACAAUCUUUUUGUUUAUCAAUUAUAGAUUGUUAUGAACCAGAAUAGAUAAAAGUUAAAUAAGUUAUGGAAGAAAUUGAGUAAAAUAGUCUUAAAAACUAACAAAAGGACGACAAAAAUAAUUCAGGUGAUGAAGGAUCUGAUUAUUCUAAUGAUGAUCCAAAAGAAUAAGCUAUGCCUCAAUAAUAAUAAAUUCAACUUUAAAAUAAUGAUUAAUAACUAGGGUCAUAAACUAAGAAAUUAAAAAAGAUUCCUUUACUCCCUCCCAAAAAGAAAAAAGGUUAAUGAAUAUUAAUAAAUAUAAUUAACUUAUAUUUAAUAAUUUCAUUAU
Messenger RNA from Paramecium tetraurelia, 1864 nucleotides. RefSeq lists its product as uncharacterized. Gene Ontology annotation, molecular function: zinc ion binding; metallocarboxypeptidase activity. The transcript is spliced from 7 exons. Lineage: Eukaryota; Ciliophora; Oligohymenophorea; Peniculida; Parameciidae. Gene Ontology annotation, biological process: proteolysis. The record is from RefSeq and is a predicted model, not a curated record.